Messenger RNA from Populus trichocarpa (black cottonwood), 829 nucleotides. RefSeq lists its product as uncharacterized. The transcript has a single exon. NCBI's taxonomy places the organism in Eukaryota, Viridiplantae, Streptophyta, Magnoliopsida, Malpighiales, Salicaceae. The record is from RefSeq and is a predicted model, not a curated record. Bases 159 to 662 code for a protein of 167 amino acids.
CCUUUGAACUGAUCACAAGGCCCACUUUCGAGACCUUCCUCGCUCCCUUGGCGUAUAUACCUCCCUCCACCCUAGCUCUAGCCUCACAACAAUGGCAAAGUCUGUAUCGUCCAUAGCCCCACAUACCUUUUGAGAAGCUAGCUAGUCCAGCAAUCAAAAUGAAUGGUUAUUCCAAGAUCAAAAUCUUUGGCACUGCCAGAUCAAGAUCCAUGGACUUUUCAGAUCUUUCAUUAGCAUUUCCUGAGCCCACAAAAUCCCACACAGAGCCCCAAGAAACCAACAAGAUAGUAGGCGACCACGACAAUACCAAGAAGAACAUGAUUAGCACAGACACCACCACCCAAGACUCACUCUCGGUGCUUGAAGAAGAUGAAGAAAACAAUGUUGUAGAGGGGUUCGGCGCGAAGCUGAGGAGGAGCUCGUCCGUUUCUUCAUCAGCUUCUGCACUUCAGUCUGCAGUGAAGAAAGCAUUCUCCGUGACAAGAUCCUCUUCGGUGUCAGAAAGGUAUUGCAGGAUCCAUGACCAGUCUGCAACACUAUCAUCACCCAUCCAUGAUGAAGAUGGUACUUUGGACACGAUGGAGUCAACAAGAUCUGUGACGAAAAAACAUAGCAGAUCAGGCAGGUUCCUGAAGGUCUGUAAGAAACUUUUUGGACUUUAGUGCACUUCUGCCAUUUGUUUAAUCCCAGUUACUUGGCUCAUCAUGUCAUUAUUCACUUUGCUGCCGCUGCCGCUGCUGCCUUUUUCUUUUUUCAAGUAUUGUUAAGCUACUUUCACUGUUAUUGUAAUAGCUCUCUCUCAACAAUACAAUAUCCAUUUGUUUCACAA